Messenger RNA from Pongo pygmaeus (Bornean orangutan), 1760 nucleotides. It is a transcript of the gene C18H16orf90, whose product is annotated as chromosome 18 C16orf90 homolog. The transcript has 2 exons. The record is from RefSeq and is a predicted model, not a curated record. Bases 584 to 1144 code for a protein of 186 amino acids. Lineage: Eukaryota; Metazoa; Chordata; Mammalia; Primates; Hominidae.
AGACCUGCCAAUGUACCCUGUAGGCAGGGGAGAGCAGGGCCCUGCUGCACCCAAGUCCUGGUUGCUCCUCCCCACCACACUGGCCCUCCAUGGAAGCCUUGGUCUGUGCAUCUUCUGAGCUGCACAUAAGAGAAGGUGCCGUGCUGUGGGGAGGAGUGGCAGGAAGAGAGAGAGGCUUCUGUCCCCACCUGGGCCCAAAGCCGAGCGGUGGCCUCAGGGACAUGUAUGCUUGGGAGAGGGGAGUGGCCACUGGGCCAGGCCGUGAGCCCCUGGGCUGGUCACUUUCUCUCAAACCCACUGUGCAAUUUCUCUGGGGGGACCAGAAUACUCUUCCUAGGGUAGCGGGCAGAACAGGGUAGUAGAAAGGACUUGAGGUCCAGAAAGCACUCUCAGCACCAAGGCCCCAGGCUUCCCAGGCCUCCCUGUUGGUUGGGAGUGGGAAGAGGAGUCAUGUCUUGGGCAUGGGCAGGGGAGGCAGUGGACUGAGCCUAUUUGACACACAGGUAAACUGAGGCCAGGCUGGCUGGGGGUGUAGCCCAUCAUGUGAGCUGGUCUCAGAGGCAUGUGACAGCACCCUCCCCUCAUGGCUGCUGUGGGGGCUGGCCACCACCCUCCUGCUGUCUCCUCUGCAGAUGCAGUGAGCCAGGCCCAAGGACGCCCCGGCCACCCCGACAUACCCCCCAACAUCUACGAGGGGGGCCUGGGGUCCCCGCAGCCACAGUGCCCCAGUACCCAGGGAAGCAAGCCCAAGAACUUCCGGCUGCGCCACCUGCGGGGCCUGGGCCUCUACCUGGAGAGCCACCCGCCGCCCACUGGCCAGUGUGAGAGCCACUGGCUGGGCCGGCUUAUGACUGGGGAGUGCCCGCCACAGCCUGAGGGCACAGCCUGGGCCCUGGACCUGCCACAGGGGACUCUGGGCCCAGGUAACAGCCUCUGCUCAGCUCUUCUGGAAGCCCGAUUGCCCAGGGACAGCCUGGGAAGCAGUGCUUCCAGUUCCAGCAUGGACCCAGACAAGGGUGCCCUCCCCCAGCCUGGUCCUUCUGAGGGCUUGGGGCUCAGGCCCAAGAGGUCCUGGGGGACCUGGGAAGAGGCCAUGUGUCCCUUGUGCAAGAGAACCCGCUCUGGGGCCCUGGAGAGGCCAUAGGGAUCCCAAGUGCCAGGACUGGGGACAGGAGGGGAAGGAUGGCCGAGGAGGCAGCCUGAGCAGGAGGGGCUCAGCCCCCGGCAGUAGCCCUGCCACAUGGGGCGGCCCAGGCAGCGGCCCAGUGCCCAGGCCUGGGCCUCGGGAGAAUGUGAUGGGGAGAGGGAGGAGGAGGAGGUCCCGAGGGAGGGGCAGAAGCAAUAGAAGCAUGGCCAUGCCCUUGCAGCCCGCUCAGACUCCAGUCAGCCACUUGUACCUGGGAGGCCAGGCUGAGUGGAGAAUCAGGCCCCCCCCCCCUCCACCUCCCCGAGAGGCCGGGGAGCCCACAGGUCUGAUCUCAAUAAAAGCCAAGGCCUGCACGUUCUUGUUCAUCUGCCUGUCUGUCAUCAGGCCAGUUUGGUGAGAAAAGCAGUCCUGUGUCUCUCCAGGGAUGGGUCUGCCGCGCCCCCACCCUUAGUUGUCAGGGCAUGAGAGGCGUGAGCUAGGGCAAGUGCCUGUGGGAACACCAAGGAAGUAGUCUGUGAGGGCUUCGUGGAUGAGACACUGCUGAGCUUGGCUCCACAGGGUGGGUAGGGGCUCAGCAGCCCACCUUUUGAGCCACCAUGCCCAGCUAAUUUUC